GCCGAUAAACAUCUUUAAGAUAGAACAAAUUAAAUAAUAGAAAAAAAUUGUCAUUCCAAGUGCAAUUCGUAAUAAUAUUAAUGUCUUUGUGAGUUGGAUAUUUCGGUUGCGCAUAUACAAUCACAUCGAUAAGGAGUUGCGGUUGCAGCUUGCUUCGUUUUCCCAAGUGACCAGUCGUCGGCAAAAUGGACAAAAAGAUCUCCUCUACAUCGCAGCCACGCAUUUUGAAGAAGAAGCAUUUCAGAGUAAAGCAUCAAAAAGUAAAGCUAUUCCGAGCUAAUGAGCCAAUUCUUAGCGUAUUUAUGUGGGGCAUUAACCACACCAUAAACGAAUUAAGUCAUGUCAACAUACCUGUAAUGUUGCUGCCAGAUGAUUUUCGGGCAUACUCCAAAAUUAAAGUCGAUAACCAUUUGUUUAACAAAGAGAAUAUGCCGUCGCAUUUCAAGGUAAAAGAAUACUGUCCCCUGGUGUUUCGUAAUUUACGUGAGCGAUUUGGCGUCGAUGAUGUUGACUACCGCGAAUCCUUGACCAGGUCGCAGCCGCUGGGCAUCGACUCAUCGGGCAAGUCGGGUGCACAAUUUUAUGAAAGCUACGAUAAAUUCUUUAUAAUUAAGAGUCUGACAUCCGAGGAAAUUGAACGCAUGCAUGCCUUUCUCAAGCAUUAUCAUCCAUACGUUGUUGAGCGCCAUGGAAAAACCCUGUUGCCGCAAUACUUGGGCAUGUACCGGAUUACCGUGGAGAGCGUGCAGUAUUAUUUUGUUGUAAUGCGAAAUGUUUUCAGCUCUCAAUUGACCAUACAUAAGAAAUUUGAUUUGAAAGGCAGCACUGUAGAUCGCGAGGCUUCAGAGAAAGAGCUUGAAAAACUUUUACCCACAUACAAGGACAAUGACUUUAUAAAGCAAAAGGUCAAAUUGGAAAUCGGAGAUGAACCCAAGAAAAAAUUACUCGAUACUCUAAACAAUGAUGUUGAUCUCCUAACCAAGUUGCAUAUAAUGGACUACUCUUUGCUGGUUGGCAUACACGACUGUGUGCGAGCUGAAGAGGAGGCUCUUCAAGGAGACAGCGCCCAAGCUACAGGACGCAGCGAAAACAGUGAGAGCGAAGAAUGCGAUAGUGGUGAACGCUGGACGUAUAACACACCACCAGAUUCCCCCAGAGGUGCACAAUAUAAGGAAGUUGUCUAUGAAGUCGACAUUUAUGCCAUUCCAAGUAUUGAAGAGAGACGAGAAAUCUACUUCAUAGCUAUUAUCGAUGUUUUGACUCAAUACGGCGUCAAAAAACAGGCAGCGAAAGCGGCAAAGACAGUUAAGUAUGGUAGUAAUGUUGAUGGAAUAUCAACUUGUGAUCCUGAACAAUAUGCCAAAAGAUUCCUGGAAUUUAUGGAUAAAGCUAUAGAAUAAGAUAUUUAAUUGUAUUUGUCAUAUUAAAAAUGAAUCAAGUAUACACAUCAAA
Messenger RNA from Drosophila montana, 1452 nucleotides. It is a transcript of the gene PIP4K, whose product is annotated as phosphatidylinositol 5-phosphate 4-kinase. Gene Ontology annotation, molecular function: 1-phosphatidylinositol-5-phosphate 4-kinase activity; 1-phosphatidylinositol-4-phosphate 5-kinase activity. The record is from RefSeq and is a predicted model, not a curated record. The transcript has 10 exons. Gene Ontology annotation, cellular component: plasma membrane. Gene Ontology annotation, biological process: phosphatidylinositol phosphate biosynthetic process. The coding region runs from base 186 to 1400 and encodes 404 amino acids. Lineage: Eukaryota; Metazoa; Arthropoda; Insecta; Diptera; Drosophilidae.